Molecule: messenger RNA, 945 nt
Organism: Trichosurus vulpecula (common brushtail)
Lineage: Eukaryota; Metazoa; Chordata; Mammalia; Diprotodontia; Phalangeridae
Product: olfactory receptor 1Q1-like
Exons: 1
Coding region: 1-945 (314 amino acids)
Biological process (GO): G protein-coupled receptor signaling pathway
Cellular component (GO): membrane
Molecular function (GO): olfactory receptor activity; G protein-coupled receptor activity
Source: RefSeq, a predicted model, not a curated record
AUGGAGAGCUCCAAUUGGACCAGUGUCUCCCAUUUCAUUCUCCUGGGGAUUUCCACCCACCCAGAAGAACAGAUCCCUCUCUUUGUUCUCUUCCUCUCUAUGUACAUCAUUAAUGUGUCUGGGAACUUGAUCAUUAUCAUAUUGACCAUUUCCACCACUCACCUCCACACGCCUAUGUACUUCUUCCUCAGCAACUUGUCCUUGGCUGACAUCGGCUUCACCUCCACUAUUGUCCCCAACAUGCUAUUAAACAUCUUCUCAGAUACAAAGACCAUCUCGUACAUUGGCUGCCUGACCCAGGUAUACUUCUUCAUAAGUUUUGCUGCUAUAGAAAAUUUCCUUCUGGCAGUAAUGGCAUAUGAUAGAUAUGUUGCCAUCUGUCAACCUUUCCACUACCCUGUGGUCCUGACCAGGAGACUGUGUGCUCAGAUGGUAACCUCUUGCUUCACUCUCUCCCAACUCCACGCCCUCCUACAUACCACGCUCAUGACCAAAUUGUCCUUCUGUGCUAACAAUCAGAUCCAUCAUUUCUUCUGUGACCUCUAUCCCCUGAUGAAGAUCUCUUGCUCUAACACCUAUAUCAAUACCCUGGUAAUUCAAACAGAAGGAGUUGUCAUCAUCAAUGGGUCUUUGACAUUCAUCAUCAUCUCUUAUGCCUGCAUCAUCUCAACUAUCCUCCAUAUUCCUUCAGCCACUGGCAAGUGGAGAGCCUUCUCCACCUGUGGAUCACACCUAACAGUAGUGGUUCUAUUCUAUGGGACACUUACCUGGGUCUAUUUUCGGCCCUUAGCCACCUAUUCAGUCACAAAGGGACGCAUUGUGACGGUUAUGUACACUGUGGUGACCCCCAUGCUAAACCCCUUCAUUUAUAGCUUGAGGAAUGUUGAUGUGAAGGCUGCCUUCAGAAAAUGGCUGGAAAGAAUAUGGCACUCAGGUCUCAAAUAA